AGAGACAGGAGAGCGGAGAGAGAGAGAGAGAGAGAGAGAGAGAGACAGGAGAGCGGAGAGAGAGAGACGGGAGAGCGGCCGUCUUCCUCACUGUUAGUGUGAAUUCUCGCUCCUGGGAGCAGAAAAUCCCCUUCUUUGCAGCUGUGUGUGAAUUGCCCCCCACCCCACUCCAUUCAUGAACACCUCGGACAGCGAAGAAGAUGCUUGUAACGAGAGGACGGCGCUGGUGCAGUCUGAAAGUCCUUCCCUGCCAUCGUACACGAGGCAGAAUGACCCGCAGCACAGCACCACAGAGCCAAAGCGGCGUCGACAUGCUAACUCAGACUCUGAGGCAGGAUGUGUUACCCACGGGGGCGUUGGCACAGCAACGGAGCGAGAGCCUGGCCACGGCCCGGAUGGUGAGGAUGAGGAGCUGACACUGAAGUAUGGUGCCAAACACGUUAUUAUGCUCUUCGUCCCGGUCACGCUCUGUAUGGUGGUUGUCGUGGCGACCAUCAAGUCUGUCAGCUUCUACACCGAGAAAAACGGCCAGCAGCUGAUCUACACUCCAUUCACAGAGGACACCAACUCUGUGGGCCAGAGGUUGUUGAACUCUGUGCUCAACACCAUUAUCAUGAUCAGCGUGAUUGUGGUCAUGACCAUAUUUCUGGUGUUGUUGUACAAGUAUCGUUGCUAUAAGUUUAUCCAUGGCUGGCUGAUCUUGUCGUCUCUAAUGCUGCUGUUCUGGUUCAGUUACAUGUAUCUGGGGGAGGUGUUUAAGACCUAUAAUGUGGCGAUGGAUUAUCCGACGGUGGCGAUGAUUAUCUGGAACUUUGGAGCAGUGGGGAUGAUUUGUAUCCACUGGAAAGGUCCUCUACAGCUUCAGCAGGCUUACCUCAUCGUCAUCAGCGCUCUAAUGGCCCUCGUCUUCAUCAAAUACCUACCAGAGUGGUCAGCCUGGGUCAUACUAGGGGCCAUCUCUGUCUACGAUUUGAUAGCCGUGCUGUGCCCUAAGGGUCCGCUGAGGAUGCUGGUGGAAACUGCGCAGGAGAGGAAUGAGCCCAUCUUCCCUGCGCUCAUCUACUCCUCUGCAAUGGUCUGGAUGGUAGGGAUGGCCAAUCCAUCUCAAGCCAGUGAUACUGCUGACCGGAGUGCAGAUGAAGAAGCACAUCAUAAUGAAGACAGAGCUGAGGAAAGGGAAGAGGCGGAGCCUCAGAGACCGACAGUCCAUGGGCAGAACAGAAGUCACUCGGUGGAAGAGGACCUGGAGGAAGACAGGGGUGUGAAGCUGGGGCUGGGAGACUUCAUCUUCUACAGUGUUCUAGUCGGGAAGGCCGCAGCCACAGGAGAGGACUGGAACACUACGCUGGCCUGCUUUGUAGCCAUCCUCAUUGGUCUCUGCCUCACUCUGCUGUUACUGGCCAUCUUUAAAAAAGCUUUGCCGGCACUGCCGAUCUCCAUCACAUUCGGACUGGUCUUCUACUUCUCCACGGACAACCUGGUGCGGCCGUUCAUGGAUAACCUGGCGGCUCAUCAGUACUAUAUCUGACCAGGGCUCCGGAGUGGUGAUGUGGAGGGUUGUACUGCCUGCUGGGAAGCCAUGCGAGCGCACCAGUGACCUUGGUGUACUAUGUUUCAGUGAGAAAAAUUAAAAAUGUCUUUUAUUUAUCCUCGUAUCUGAGAUGGCUUUGAUCUUAUCUGAGAAGAUAGCGUGUUUGAGAGCAGGCUGGUUGAUGGCACGCCUGCAUAAGCUAACUGGUGACAGCUGCACGGGUCAAAGAGCCAGUCAACUCUGCACUGCUGGUCAGAUAUGAAGAAAACUAUGAUGGGAAGAAAUCCGUGGUAGACUAUUUGGAGACAAACUGACAUCUGGCGCUGGAAUCUUGGGUCGUAUGUAUCAGAUGUCUUACAGAAAGUGCUGAACUAGUCUAGCAACUGUUGCCAGGUGUGAAAACUUUAAAGAACGUUAGUGUGUCCAGUUAUCCAGUUAUUUCAAUCUAAUUGAGUCAGGUGACUUAAACGUGAUUUUUUACUAUAAAUUGAGCUGCUUGAAGACCAUCAAAUCCAUUUUAGCUCCAUGUUAUUAAAUUCCCCCACUUAAAACUUAAUGCUGAAUAAUCGUUUAGAAUUGCUCUCGAAAAUUUCACUUCCCUUUCCGAUUGUGUUAAAUAUGAUUAAAUAUUCAGCCCUAAUAUUGGCAGAUAUAAAAGAAAAAAAAACACCUGUAUUGGAUGAUUAGACUUAAGAAAUAAUUCAGACUCAUUUGAUGACACAUCAUCUAUUCUAAAAGAUCGACCGACACUGACGAAUAUGUACGCAAAAAUAUCAGAAAUGGACAUCGAGCCAGAAUUCCCAUGUCGGUGUGUCUCUACUAUUUACGCUAAUGUUCUGUAAAGCUUGUCCAACAUAAUGACAACAGUCCUAGAGCUAGAACACAUCUGUGGGCAGAACAUGCAGUUUCAGGCAGAUGUGAGGCCACAACUGACCCUAGAUCAGCACUCUUAUGAUGUUUGCUGCAUUUGCUUCAUGUUCCAGGUCAGAGGUUGCCUUGACUGACCUCUCUAAAUAUGGUGUUCAGAUGUGGGCUGGGUUUCCCAAGAAACUCUCUGUUGCUGUCUUGUCUUUGAAAAACCUGCAAGGAAGCCCUACUAAUACAACAUGUAUUCAGCACCACAGAAUGAACCACGUUUGUUGAGCUCACAUCUUGUUUAGAAUUGCCAGACGGUGGCAGUCAUUUCUAGGUUUUGCAUAGCAAAAUAUUAGCCGUGUUAAUUUGACAGUUAAUAAUAAAGGCCUAUAUUCUUGUCAACGGUGCUUUAUUUCUUUCUAUCUAUUUACUGUGUUAUGUUUUAGCAAUUAUGACUUUGUAAACCAUGCAUGACAAACUGAUAUGACCAUCUGGUUUAGCUUCAUGAUCUUUGUGUGAAAUCAUUACUUAGAUUUAACAUUAGUGACCAUCAUUUAACCCGAAAUCAAGCUGCAGUCCUGUGCAAAAGUUUGGUCAAAUUUUAUGUUUGAAUAAUUUGCGAAGCGAAUAAGUUUCUAAAUUUGAAUAUUACAAAUAAAAUGUGGCCUGUGCGAAA
Messenger RNA from Pygocentrus nattereri (red-bellied piranha), 3062 nucleotides. RefSeq names its product presenilin 2 (gene psen2). NCBI's taxonomy places the organism in Eukaryota, Metazoa, Chordata, Actinopteri, Characiformes, Serrasalmidae. Gene Ontology annotation, cellular component: cell surface; membrane raft; perinuclear region of cytoplasm. The coding region runs from base 176 to 1528 and encodes 450 amino acids. The transcript is spliced from 11 exons. The record is from RefSeq and is a predicted model, not a curated record. Gene Ontology annotation, biological process: calcium ion transport; negative regulation of apoptotic process; protein processing. Gene Ontology annotation, molecular function: aspartic endopeptidase activity, intramembrane cleaving.